AUGUCUCUCAAAUACGCAACUGUACCCGCUGCCGCUCGUGCUGCACCAAAGCCUUUCGCCAUCUCUGUCCCAGACGAGCAACUCGAAGAGCUUCAAACGCUGCUGAAACUAUCCAAACUCGCCCCGCCAACCUAUGAAGGAUCCCAGGAUGAUGGCAGACUUGGGGUGUCAACGAAGUGGCUGACAGCGGCUAGAGACGAGUGGAAGAAGCUCGACUGGAGAGCUACCGAGAGAGAAAUCAAUGAAUUCCCUCAAUUCACCUACGAAAUCGAGGGCUUAACAAUCCACUUCGUUGCCUUGUUCUCCGAGAAGCAAGAUGCAAAGCCAAUCGUCUUCCUUCACGGAUGGCCCGGAAGCUUCCUGGAGUUCCUACCGAUGCUGUCGCUAUUUCGCGAAAAGUACAACCCCAGAAACUUGCCCUACCAUCUGGUGGUACCCUCGCUACCGGGUUAUACAUUCUCCUCAGGACCACCGGUCGACCGAGACUUCUUCUCGACAGAUGCCGCGCGAAUCGUGAAUCAAUUAAUGCUCAAUCUCGGAUUCGGAACUGGCUAUGUCGUCCAAGGCGGCGAUGUGGGAUCCAAGAUUGGCCGUGUGAUUGGAGCAAAAUAUGAGUCUUGCAAAGCCGUUCACCUGAAUUUCUUGGGCCGCGUGAACCCACCGCAAGGGGAUGUGAAGUACUCCGCGGUAGAACAGGAGGGCCUAAAACGGGCUGAGUGGUUUUUUACCUACGGCACUGCCUAUUAUCUCAGUCAUGCCACUCACCCAAGCACAGUUAGUCAUAUAUUGUCUACAAGUCCGGUGGCCCUUCUUGCAUGGAUUGGCGAGAAAUUCCUUGAUUGGCCGGACAAAAGACAUCCAAUCCCCCUUCAAACGAUUUUGAAGGAGGUUACGCUUUACUGGUUGACGGAGACUUUCCCAAGGUCUAUCUAUACCUACCGAGAGAGCUACCCAACACCUCCUGUGCCUUACGUACAGAGCCCUGAACUACACAUCCAUAAACCACUCGGUUUCUCCUAUUAUCCGCAGGAGAUCAUGCCCGCCCCGAAGUCGUGGGUCGAAUCUACCGGUAACUUGGUUUUUUGGAAAGAGCAUACAAAGGGAGGCCAUUUUGCAGCACUUGAAUGUCCGGAAACCAUGGCAGAAGAUAUUGUGGAAUUUGUAGAGCAAGUUUGGCCGUAG
This is a messenger RNA of Talaromyces atroroseus, 1182 nucleotides long. RefSeq lists its product as hypothetical. Gene Ontology annotation, biological process: epoxide metabolic process. Lineage: Eukaryota; Fungi; Ascomycota; Eurotiomycetes; Eurotiales; Trichocomaceae. The transcript is spliced from 8 exons. The record is from RefSeq and is a predicted model, not a curated record. Bases 1 to 1182 code for a protein of 393 amino acids. Gene Ontology annotation, molecular function: epoxide hydrolase activity.